Vigna umbellata (rice bean) is the source of this 1693-nucleotide messenger RNA. The record is from RefSeq and is a predicted model, not a curated record. NCBI's taxonomy places the organism in Eukaryota, Viridiplantae, Streptophyta, Magnoliopsida, Fabales, Fabaceae.
UACGUUACUUUUGUUUUUGGUAUAUGUGGACUGUAACUAUUUGACAAAUUCGACUUUUCAAUCAAUGAAAUCCCAAGCCUUUGAUUGCCUAAGUACAGAACCGGAUGCAAGUAUGGGAUACUCUGAAUUUUUUUGCAGUGUCUGUUAUUGAUGUAGAUUUUGGAUUCUCCUUUCCAGAACAGUAUGAAAGGCAGUACAGGGACAGGGACCCUGGACCAAUUUCAAAUGAUAACAACAGAAGUUCUCUUGUUCCUCCACAACCACAAGCUUAUCGUCCAAGUGCACAUGAUCAAGGCUCCGAAACAUUUAAAUCAGCUAACCCUCCACAGAAUGUUGUUGGGCCGUCAUUGACAAGCAAGGAUUCAUUGCUUUUAAAGCAUAAUCGUCCUGCUCAUAGAGAUACAGAGACCCGAUUAAUGAUUUCUAGCAAACCAUCUAGAGAGUUUUCUGUAGAUAUGGAGGAUCUGGACAUCCCAUGGACUGAUCUUGUUUUGAAAGGGAGAAUAGGGUCAGGUUCUUUUGGAACUGUACAUCAAGCUGAGUGGAAUGGCUCGGAGGUUGCUGUGAAAAUUUUGAUGGAACAAGACUUUGCAGGUGAACGCUUCCAGGAAUUCUUGAGGGAGGUUGCAAUAAUGAAAAGCUUACGGCAUCCAAACAUUGUUUUACUUAUGGGUGCAGUCACUAAGCCUCCCAAUUUAUCAAUUGUCACAGAAUACUUGUCCAGGGGUAGCUUGUACAGGCUGUUGCAUAAACCUGGUGCCACAGAAAUGUUGGAUGAGAGACGUAGGAUAAGUAUGGCUUAUGAUGUGGCUAAGGGGAUGAAUUAUCUUCAUAAACGUAAUCCUCCCAUUGUUCACAGAGAUCUGAAAUCUCCAAACCUUCUUGUUGACAAGAAAUAUACAGUGAAGGUUAGUGAUUUUGGGCUUUCCCGACUAAAGGCAAACACAUUUCUCUCAUCCAAGUCAGCUGCUGGGACACCUGAGUGGAUGGCUCCAGAAGUUCUUCGUGAUGAGCCAUCCAAUGAGAAGUCAGAUGUUUACAGCUUUGGUGUCAUCUUGUGGGAGCUUGCAACAUUGCAACAGCCUUGGAGUAAUUUGAAUCCACCACAGGUUGUGGCAGCUGUUGGCUUUAAGGGAAAAAGACUUGAAAUACCACGAGAUUUAAAUCCUCAAAUAGCAUCAAUAAUUGAGGCUUGCUGGGCCAACGAACCCUGGAAACGCCCUUCUUUUUCAAGUAUUAUGGAUUCUUUGAAAGGAUUGAUCAAACCCCCUGUACCUCAACCUGGUCGUCCAAACAUGUCGUUGCUCAUUUGAAUGGUUGGAAUGAUAGUUAUUAUUCAUGCGCACAGGAUUUUGUUAGUUUUGAUGUCUAUCACGAAUACACUAUUUCAAUAGUCCCAGUUACAGAGGCGCAGUUGUACAUUUCUGUUCAAAUUCGGAUUCAGAAUACCCAAUUUCGACACAAAGCCAUACUCCAUCUUUAACGCAGCAAAUAUUAUUUGGUUAUGUACUCCAGUAAUUUUAUGAAUAAAAUGUAUAAUGUUUUCAUCCAUAAAAUUUUGUUUUGUAAAAUUAUUCUCAUUGUAACUAUAUUAGUUAAUGAUAAGCGACUUUAACCGAAUGGGGAGCGUGUUUUUCAUCCCUCUCCCAAUUUCCUUGUCUUUUGGAACUAAAUAAACCAUAUAAAACAGUAG